AAAUGCAGCCAAAAGGUCAUGUUUACUUGAGUUCUAUAAAGCAGCUCGCUAGAAAGUUUGCCAAGUAUAAAUGCACCAUAAGAACUUGGCAUGCUAGUCGGAUUCCGUUGACGUUCGUCGUAAUGCUGAUCGUCAUGACUUUGCUGAUUGUCAUCGACCGUGGUCUGUAUCUUCGCAAAUGGGUCUAUGGAAAACUUGCCUACCAACUAGUCAUGAUCGUAUUCCUUCACAUUUGGAUCUUUUUCCUGUUACCAUACUUGACUCGACGUGCUGCUCUGGAAAAUACUGUUGCCCAAGCGUUGUAUGUAGUGAAAUGCCUGUACCUCUUGGUAUCUGCAUGGCAAAUACGUAACGGCUACCCGCAACUCUGCACCGGAAACCUUCUCACCCACGCCUACGGUUUGGCCAAUAUGGUUUUCUUCAAAGUGUUCAUGCUGGUCCCAUUCCUUUUCGAACUUCGUACGGCAAUCGACUGGACUUGGACCGAUACGUCGAUGCCGCUGUUCGAUUUCUUCAACAUGGAAAACUUCUAUGCUGUGAUUUAUAAUUUGAAAUGUGCACGGCAGUUUGAGCAGAGUUAUCCAGCUCCACGAGGUGUACCAAAAGGUGCUUUGGUCAAGUACUUGAUGGGAUUACCAAUGAUACUGCUAAUAAUAUUCCUCGUUUGGUUCCCAUUGCUGGCGUUCUCAUUGUUGAAUCGGAUCGGUGAUAUCUCGAUUCCCGAUCGAGUAAUGAUGUCGAUGUCACUGGAGGGUUACCCGCCCUUGUAUGAGAUCGAAGCUCAAGGAUCCGAAUUACGUCCAAUGACAUCGGAUGAGUUGAAGUAUCUGACGGACACUAUGAGUCGGAGGUACUCUCCAAAUGCUACCAGUUCGAUGAAACGGUCACGAGAUAGUGUAUCGUUUUUGAAGGAGUACUCAACAGCUGAUAUACUGUUGAAAGGCAACUCAUCGAUUAACUUCAUCGUGGUCGUGGAGUUCUCGCGACCGUACGAUGAUGCUAAAAAGGUUGAACAGAAGCACAAAACGCAAUGGACAAUCGAAAUUGAACCACACAGCGAACUACGCUCGGAUUGGUUGGAAGUUGUUCAGAAUGAGGGUAGUGAUAAAACGAUAAUGUUGCCGAAUGCGUUCCCAAGCUACUUGCUGGUUCCGAGCGAAGGCGCUAUCACCGUUCCGUCGCCAAUCGUAUCAGCAAUUCAAUAUAACCAGGACAAUUACCAACGGCCAAGCAAUGCAUCAGAUCGCGAUUGGUUCGACUCUGUCGAACUUGUUAUUGCAAUGUACAUCUCGUUGGUAAUCGUAAUAGGCCGCGUCAUCCGCGGUUUCUUCACACAUAACCCAACGGACGUGAUGAUAACGGAAAUACCUAACCCUGACUUCUUGCUAAAGAUCUGUCUCGACAUCUAUCUCGUCAGAGAGGCCAAGGACUUCUACCUGGAACAGGACCUAUUUGCCAAACUGAUCUUCCUGUUCCGGUCACCUGCGACCCUGAUACAAUGGACCAGGAUGAAAAUCAAACGAGAAUGA
This is a messenger RNA of Haemonchus placei, 1529 nucleotides long. The record is from the annotation of a GenBank genome assembly. Lineage: Eukaryota; Metazoa; Nematoda; Chromadorea; Rhabditida; Trichostrongylidae.